CUUCUCUCGUGGAGUUGCUGUUAUAUAUCGGCGUGGCGGACGGCUGUAUGUCCAACGAUGGUCCGUACGGCAGAGAACGCAGAACAGAAGAAUGGAAUUAACAUGUUUAACAUUGAAGAAGAACUUUCAAAAACGUCAGCAAAUGAUGACAGUGCCAACCAAGCAGAAAAUAAAAAGGAUGAAGCACCUGUCUUGCAAAAAGAAAUUACCCUUUCAGAUGGAUCACGAGGAUUUGACAUGAUAUAUAGGAUUGAGGAUGUACCACCUUGGUAUCUGUGCAUUCUGCUGGGAUUUCAGCAUUAUCUAACAUGUUUCAGUGGCACUAUUGCUGUGCCAUUUCUUCUGGCUGAAUCUUUAUGUGUUGGGAAAGAUCAGUACACAGUGAGUCAGUUAAUUGGAACAAUUUUCACAUGUGUAGGAAUAACAACGCUCAUCCAAACAACACUUGGAGUCAGGCUUCCCUUGUUUCAGGCAAGUGCAUUUGCCUUUCUGAUCCCUGCCAGGUCUAUUCUUGCUUUAGAAAAAUGGAAAUGCCCAGAAGAAGAUCAGAUUUAUGGUAACUGGAGUUUGCCCUUGAACACCUCCCACAUAUGGCAGCCAAGGAUCCGUGAAAUACAAGGAGCCAUCAUUGUUUCCAGCCUUGUUGAAGUUGUGAUUGGACUGAUUGGUCUGCCUGGUGUGCUGCUCAGUUACAUCGGACCUUUGACUGUAACACCAACCGUUUCUUUGAUUGGCCUCUCAGUGUUUCAAGCAGCAGGUGACCGAGCUGGAUCUCACUGGGGUCUUUCAUUGUUGUCUAUCUUCCUGAUAGUAUUAUUUGCUCAGUAUCUGAGGAAUUUUUCUUUUCCUGUCCCAAUGUACAAGAUAGGCAAAGGCUGUAUCACUGCAAAGAUACAGAUUUUCAAAAUGUUUCCUAUUAUCAUGGCUAUCAUGGUAGUGUGGCUGAUCUGCUACAUUCUUACACUGACUGAUGUACUACCAAAGGAUCCAGCUGAGUAUGGCCACAAAGCACGUACAGAUGCCCGAGGAGAAAUAAUGUCCAUCGCGCCAUGGUUUCGAAUGCCUUAUCCGUGCCAAUGGGGUUUGCCAACAGUGACUGCAGCUGGUGUUCUAGGAAUGUUCAGUGCAACACUUGCUGGUAUUAUAGAAUCUAUUGGGGAUUAUUAUGCUUGUGCAAGACUUGCAGGAGCGCCACCCCCACCGAUUCAUGCCAUUAACAGGGGAAUUUUUACCGAAGGUAUCUCCUGCAUUAUUGCUGGAUUACUUGGAACUGGCAAUGGAUCUACCUCUUCAAGUCCAAAUAUUGGAGUUCUUGGCAUAACAAAGGUUGGUAGCAGAAGGGUGAUUCAGUAUGGAGCUGGAAUUAUGUUAAUUUUGGGAACAAUUGGGAAAUUCACAGCUUUGUUUGCUUCACUACCAGAUCCUAUUCUUGGUGGAAUGUUCUGCACGCUGUUUGGUAUGAUAACAGCAGUUGGACUCUCUAACUUGCAGUUUGUAGACAUGAACUCCUCACGAAAUCUCUUUGUUUUGGGUUUUUCUAUGUUUUUUGGCCUAACUGUACCAAAUUAUCUGGAUGCCCACCCAAAAGCCAUCAGCACAGGAGUACCAGAAAUUGACCAAAUUCUGACUGUUUUAUUGACAACUGAAAUGUUUGUGGGGGGCUGCCUUGCUUUUUUGUUGGACAACACUAUUCCAGGCUCAAAAAAAGAGCGUGGAUUGGUAGAGUGGAAGGAAGGUGCUCAUUCCAACAGUGACAUGUGCGUAGACCUACUGAGUUAUGAUUUUCCAUGUGGAAUGGCUUUUGUGAAAAAGCUCAAGUUCCUGAGAUUUGUCCCCAUCUGCCCGACGUUCAAAGGCUUCACAACAAGUAACGGGGAUGACACAGCAGAAAUCGUUGUUGAGACCGAAGAGAGUGCUGUAUCAUCUACCAAAGUGUGAGGUUCUUGUCAGACUGGAAGCCACCAAUGUCUUAUGAAAACAUAUUAAGAGGUCAUUGCCUGUCUUUUGUAUCUGCCUCUCCUCGAUUUGAUUUUCAUGUCUAAGCUGUGAAACUGAUUUUAUUUAGAAGGCUUCUUCUUUAUAAUUCAAGAGUGUCUUUAUUGGACCCCAUGCUGUCAUAAGCACAAGUCUGAAUGGUUGCCCAGAAGAAAAGUCUCUUCACUUUUCAAGUAGACAUCCUCUACUUCAAGUCAAGUUCCCGUGUAAUUGAAAAGAAGAGCAUUUGGCAGUG
Molecule: messenger RNA, 2230 nt
Organism: Erpetoichthys calabaricus (reedfish)
Lineage: Eukaryota; Metazoa; Chordata; Cladistia; Polypteriformes; Polypteridae
Gene: slc23a1
Product: solute carrier family 23 member 1
Exons: 15
Coding region: 58-1938 (626 amino acids)
Biological process (GO): transmembrane transport
Cellular component (GO): membrane
Molecular function (GO): transmembrane transporter activity
Source: RefSeq, a predicted model, not a curated record